Myotis daubentonii (Daubenton's bat) is the source of this 216-nucleotide messenger RNA. Its product is annotated as beta-defensin 121-like. Lineage: Eukaryota; Metazoa; Chordata; Mammalia; Chiroptera; Vespertilionidae. Gene Ontology annotation, cellular component: extracellular region. Gene Ontology annotation, biological process: innate immune response. The record is from RefSeq and is a predicted model, not a curated record.
AUGAAGCUCAUGCUUCUGGUUUUGACCGUUACCCUGACACUGGCCCAGGCCGCCAAAGUCAUGAAGUGUUGGCGUAGUUUGGGAAUUUGCAGAACCACAUGUGAAGAGGGUGAAGUAUUCCACAUAUUAUGCAAUGCUGAGGCCAAGUGCUGUGUGAAUCCGAAGUACGUGCCUGUCAACACCAAAUCCUCAAACUCAGCUGGAAGCCCGGGAUAA